Messenger RNA from Theobroma cacao (cacao), 2916 nucleotides. Its product is annotated as TIM-barrel signal transduction protein. The record is from RefSeq and is a predicted model, not a curated record. Lineage: Eukaryota; Viridiplantae; Streptophyta; Magnoliopsida; Malvales; Malvaceae. Gene Ontology annotation, molecular function: catalytic activity.
AAAGUUUUAGUAGAUUUAAUAUGAAGAAGAACCAUGUGGCUGUGGUGUCAUUUAUGUACAUUUUAUUAUUGUUUAUGCAAUGUAUCGAUUAUCAAAUCAACCGUUAUCUUAUUAUAAAUUCCACUUCUUCAACUCUUUCCAUUCUUUAUCCAGAAUAUUCAUCAGAAGCAAUCUGAGCAAACAAUAAAAAAUUGGUUAGUGUUAAAGGAAAAAAAAAAAGAAAAUGAUAUGGAGAAGUGCUUACGUUAUGCCAGGAAACAGUCGGUCUCCACCAACAACCAAACUGGCAACACUUUGGAAACCGACCUUUGAACAACACUAACUCGAAGAGGUUGCUUUAUCUGGAAGAAUUCUAAGACAAAGCUCAACUCAUUCCAAACUCAGGAUACGGGCUAACUGAGUCCGGGGUUCCAGGGAAAUGGGCAGUGCCAAAGUUUUCUGUGUUGGAACGGCUGAUACUAAGCUUGACGAGCUCCGUUUCCUGUCCGAGUCAGUUCGAUCCUCUCUCAAUGGUUCCUCCAACAGCUCUUCCUCCAAGGUAGAAGUUGUGAUAGUUGAUGUCUCUGUUGGUCAAAAGGAAAUCGAGAGUUUAAAUGAUUUCAAGUUUGUGUCAAGAAAGGAGAUUCUUUUGUGCUAUUCUGAAUCAGUUGGAGAAAACCCAAUGCUUCCAGAUGAUAGAGGCAAAGCUGUUGGUGUUAUGAGUAAAGCACUUGAACAUUUUAUUAAGAAAGCUCAGGCUGAUGGUGUUCUUGCUGGAGCUAUUGGCCUUGGAGGCAGUGGAGGCACAUCUUUGCUAUCACCUGCUUUCAGAUCGCUUCCUGUUGGUGUGCCAAAGAUCAUUGUAUCAACUGUAGCUAGCGGUCAAACUGAACCUUAUGUUGGAACAUCGGAUUUGAUAUUGUUUCCAUCAGUUGUGGAUAUCUGUGGGAUUAAUAGUGUUAGUAGAGCUGUGUUAUCAAAUGCUGGAGCUGCUUUGGCUGGAAUGGCGAUAGGAAGGCUUGAGAGGUUGCAAGACUCUUGUAGCAAAGGCAAAAAAUGUACAGUUGGUAUAACCAUGUUUGGGGUCACAACUCCAUGUGUUAAUGCUGUGAAAGAAAGAUUGCAAAAGGAAGGUUAUGAAACCCUUAUUUUCCAUGCCACUGGGAUAGGGGGCAAGGCUAUGGAAUCGCUGGUUAGAGAAGGAUAUAUACAGGGAGUUUUGGACAUUACAACUACAGAGGUUGCAGAUUAUGUAGUUGGAGGUGUGAUGGCUUGUGACAGUUCUCGUUUUGAUGUUAUUAUAGAGAAGAAAAUCCCUUUGGUCCUCAGUGUGGGAGCCUUAGAUAUGGUGAACUUUGGACCUAAAGAUACCAUACCCUCAAAUUUUCAGCAAAGAAAGAUUCAUGUCCACAAUGCCCAGGUAUCACUCAUGCGAACCACAGCAGACGAGAACAAAAAAUUUGCUGGCUUUAUAGCAGAUAAACUGAACAAGUCUUCGUCAAAGAUCUGUGUGUGCCUGCCACAAAAGGGUGUUUCAGCAUUGGAUGCAUCAGGGAAGCCCUUCUAUGAUCCUGAGGCUACUGGUACCCUUUUAAACGAACUGAAGAGACAUAUUCAGAUAAAUGAAGAUCGGCAGGUAAAGAUGUAUCCUUACCAUAUCAAUGACCCUGAGUUUGUGGAUGCAUUGGUUGACUCAUUUAUAGAGAUCUGUUCAAAGAGUCCUACAGAUUCUAGUCUUCCCCAGGUUGCUUCUUGUGAGUCCAGCCAGGACCUUCAAAAGGAUCAUGACUACAAUAUGAACUCUUUGAGCUCUGGGACCAUUACCUAUAGCCCAAGCAACUUCCCUGAUGCAAGACCAGAAACUUUACAAAGAACUCAGGGAAUAUUGCAGCAACUCAGAGAUCAAAUAUCUAAAGGACUGCCUAUAGUAGGAGCUGGUGCAGGGACUGGAAUAUCUGCAAAAUUUGAGGAGGCUGGUGGUGUUGAUCUUAUAGUUUUGUACAAUUCAGGACGCUUUCGUAUGGCAGGAAGGGGUUCUUUGGCGGGCCUAUUGCCCUUUGCUGAUGCAAAUGCCAUAGUCCUUGAGAUGGCGAAUGAAGUACUGCCAGUGGUGAAGGCAGUACCAGUUCUUGCUGGAGUGUGUGGAACUGAUCCUUUUCGCCGAAUGGAUUACUUCCUGAAGCAAUUGGAAUCAAUUGGAUUCUCUGGAGUACAAAAUUUUCCAACUGUGGGAUUAUUUGAUGGUAACUUUAGACAAAAUCUGGAAGAGACCGGAAUGGGAUAUGGGUUGGAGGUUCAGAUGAUUGAAAAAGCACAUAAAAUGGGUUUCUUGACAACUCCUUACGCUUUCAACACUAAUGAAGCUGUGGAAAUGGCAAAAGCUGGUGCUGAUAUAAUAGUGGCCCAUAUGGGACUCACCACAUCUGGUUCUAUAGGUGCCAAGACAGCUGUCUCAAUCGAGGAAAGUGUAGUUUGUGUUCAAGCUAUCGCUGAUGCUGCUCAUAGCAUCAAUCCUAAUGUCAUUGUGCUCUGUCAUGGAGGUCCAAUCUCUGGUCCUCUGGAAGCUGAAUUCAUAUUGAAAAGAACCAAGGGAGUUAAUGGGUUUUAUGGUGCAUCGAGCAUGGAGAGGCUACCAGUUGAACAAGCUAUAACAAGUACCGUUCAGCAAUACAAAUCAAUAUCAAUCAAGUGAACUUGAAUAUCAGUUCCUAAUCGAGCCAGAUUCUUUUCCUAGCGUAUUUUUUUCUUACAACUCAUGGCUGUGAUUAAAUAAAAAUAGGUCAAGUAAUGUGUGAGAAUAAUCCCGAGUUGUCCAUGUAUAAUGUUGUCAAAUUAACGUUUGAUUGUUCAUAUACUUGGUAAAUGGGAAGAACUGAGGCUGUGAGGCAUGUGCAAGUUUUAUCAAAUAAUGCUAAUUGACAUGACAGGUUUUUGUUU